Aspergillus homomorphus CBS 101889 is the source of this 2058-nucleotide messenger RNA. Its product is annotated as aldehyde dehydrogenase family protein. The transcript is spliced from 3 exons. The record is from RefSeq and is a predicted model, not a curated record. Bases 136 to 2022 code for a protein of 628 amino acids. Gene Ontology annotation, molecular function: aldehyde dehydrogenase (NAD+) activity. NCBI's taxonomy places the organism in Eukaryota, Fungi, Ascomycota, Eurotiomycetes, Eurotiales, Aspergillaceae.
UUCUCCCCCCCCCUCGUCGGAGACUGCUUCCCCCCAUCCAAUUCGUUUUUUGUUUGCGUCCGCCUGGACUCAUCCGGCAAAAGUGUCUGGCACAACCUAAGAGAGCCAGUUCACAGCGCGAAAGCUCCCGCCUCAAUGGAUCUGCUAGCUCAAUUCAUCCCACCGGCUUUCCAGCCCGUCGUGGAACACCUUCAGACCCAGGGGCCGCUACUGGGCGCCGCGCUGCUCUCGCUCGGCGCGGUGUAUCUUGGUUACCUCUACAUCCUCAGCCAGAAGGAGGCUGCUGUCUCGUUCAAUGUCCCGAUUCCGGCGGAGGUUCGGGCCAAUUGGGAGGGGAAGAAGUGGGAUCAGCUUGAGGGAGAAGGGAGGAGAGUGAUUGAGGGGCAGGUCCGGGGGCAAUGGAACGACAACCUGAUUAUGAGCUAUUGUCCUGCCGACGGAAGAGUCCUCGGCUCUGGUAUCAAACCUGCGACCCCGGACGAUGUCGAUCGAGCGAUCCAGGCUGCGACGAAAGCACAGGUUGAAUGGGCGAAGACCAGUUUCGCUGACAGGAGGAAGGUUUUGCGGACUCUGCUGAAAUACGUCCUCGACCACCAAGACGAACUUGUGACCGCCUGCUGCCUGGAUUCUGGGAAGACCAAAGUCGAUGCCUCGUUCGGAGAAAUCCUGGUGACCACCGAGAAGCUCAAAUGGACCCUCGACCACGGUGAAAAGGCCCUGACGCCGGAAUCGCGCCCUACGAAUUUCCUCAUGAUGUACAAGAAGAACAUGGUGACCUACGAGCCGCUGGGGGUGGUCUCAGCCUGCGUUUCCUGGAACUACCCCUUCCACAACUUCAUCUCGCCGGUGAUCAGCGCCAUCUUCGCAGGCAACGGCAUUGUCGUGAAACCGUCCGAGCAAACCGCCUGGUGCACGAACUUCUUCCUGGAGGUCAUCCGCGGCGCUCUGACUAGCUGCGGCCACCCCCGCGAGCUGGUCCAGAGCGUUGUCUGCUUGCCCCGUGUGGGUGACUACCUGACUUCUCACCCUGGUAUCUCCCAGCUCACCUUCAUCGGCUCCCGACCCGUGGCGCACAAAGUCUGCGAAUCCGCCGCUAAGGCCCUGACUCCGGUCACCGUCGAAUUGGGCGGCAAGGACCCAUCGCUCAUCCUGGACGACGCGCGCACGGUGAGCGAGCUGCCCGCCAUAGCCUCGAUCCUCAUGCGGGGCGUCUUCCAGUCCGCGGGCCAGAACUGCAUCGGCAUCGAACGCAUCGUCGCCCUCCCCGGCGCCUACGACCGCCUGCUCGAAAUCGUCUCCACGCGCAUCGCGAACCUCCGCCUGGGAUCCGUCCUGCUAUCUGCCCAGGGCGCCCCGGACGUUGGCGCCAUGAUCUCCCCAGCCUCUUUCGACCGAUUGGAAACCCUGAUCAACGACGCCGUCAAACAGGGCGCCCGGCUGGUCUGCGGCGGGAAGCGGUUCGCGCACCCCAUUCACCCACUAGGUCACUACUUCACACCCACGUUGCUGGCGGACGUCACGCCGGCGAUGCGCAUCGCGCAGGAGGAGCUCUUCGCGCCGGUGUUCGUGCUGAUGCGGGCAACCUCGGUGCCGCACGCCAUCGAGAUCGCCAACUCGACCGAGUACGGCCUCGGGGCCAGCGUCUUCGGCUACAACCAGCGGGACAUAGUGCGGUGCAUCAAGGAGAUCCGGUCGGGCAUGGUCUCAGUCAACGACUUCGGCAGCUACUACGCGGUGCAGCUGCCCUUCGGCGGCGUCAAGGGAUCGGGCUACGGCCGGUUCGCGGGCGAGGAGGGCCUCCGCGGCGUGAGCAACCUCAAGGCCGUGUGCGUGGACCGGUUUCCGAAGUUGAUGGCGACGAGGAUCCCACCGCGCGUGGACUAUCCGAUCAAUAAGGGCGAGGGGCCGCGCGAGAAUGGCACGGGGGCGUGGGAGAUGUGUAAGGGAGUGGUGGAGACGGGGUAUCAGAUUACGUUGGCCGGGAGGGUGAAGGGGAUUGUGCGGCUGUUGGGCAAUAUGUAGGGUAGGGUAGGGUGUAUCCACUGUACGAUAAGGAGG